Molecule: messenger RNA, 1503 nt
Organism: Oppia nitens
Lineage: Eukaryota; Metazoa; Arthropoda; Arachnida; Sarcoptiformes; Oppiidae
Product: transmembrane protein 135-like
Exons: 7
Coding region: 103-1503 (466 amino acids)
Source: RefSeq, a predicted model, not a curated record
GUGAUUAAAUUAUCAUCAAAUAAGUGAUUGAAAACUGUUUGUCUUUGACUUUGAUGUCAAACAAUUAAAUUAUUGAAUUAAAUUCGAGUAAAUCUAUUGAAAAUGCCCUCAAUUUUAAGCAAAAUUUUGAUGCCUCACUGGAGUGUACCUUACAAUUGCUAUGAAAUCGGACACACGUGGACGCCUUCCUGUUCUGAAGCAGCAAUUGAAUUGGGAAUUAUUGUAUUUAAAGAAUCAUUGAAAUUAUAUACACCGCUAUAUUUGUUAUCUCAAGGUUUACAAAAAGGUUUGGAUGUGAAUGGACUGAAACAAAGUAUUAAUAGUAUUAUUCGUUCGUCGCUUUUCUUAAGCUUUAAUGGUUUUUCAGUGAUUUUAUUGUUUUGUUUAACCCGACAAUUAAUGGGAAAAUUUUACUAUAGUUUAUGCGCUUAUACUCCAGCUUUUAUCGGAAGUUUAUUAGCCAUUACUAUAGAGAGGCCAUCCCGUCGACCGGCACUUGCACUCUAUGUGGCCAACAUUGCAUCGGAAACCAUAUUUAGGAUAUUUAUAUCGCGUGGUUAUAUGAAACCCAUAAAAAAUGGAGAAAUAUUGCUCUUUACAGUCACAAUGUCUAUACUAUUAUAUAUAAUUAAAAAGAAUGGCUUCGGUGUCGAUCCCGUGAGUUUGGCCUUAAAAUUCAUUAUUGGAAGAGAAGAAUCCAAGAGAUCUAAUAACAAACAAAACUUAUCAAUUGAUUCAAACCAUAUGAUUCAAACCAAUACAUUUCAAUUGUCACAACCAGUGAAUACAAUUUACGGCAAAAUUGUAGCAAAAUUUUAUACACUGUUUCCGAAACAUAAUUCCUGUCCACACAAACAAAAUUCAUGUUUUUCAUAUAUUUGUUAUUCAUUUUUGCGUUCAUUUUUCUUUGGAUGGUUUGGAAAGUCGGCUUUUAAGACACUAUCAAAACCACGAGCUUUUCUUUUACGACCAAAUUUCAUAAUUAGAAAUAAUUUUUUCAGUUCAGAUAAUUUAAAGUUUGGCUUAUUUUUGGCCUCAUUUACGGCUAUUUAUAAAGGAGUUAAUUGCAGUCUUCGUUGGGCAUCUAAUGGUUGCCAUGACUGGCACGCCAUCAUAGCGGCCCUCUUUGCCGGUCCCACAAUGUUUUUAUCGCCAAAUACGUCAAUUACUUUAUAUUUGAUGUGGAAAUGCAUUGAGUCAUUAUAUUGUAUUGGAGUUAAAAAAGGUUACAUCAAAUAUGUGAUGCCAACCGUCCAUAUAAUAUAUGCCAUUUCUACGGCUCAACUCUUUUAUUCAGCUGUUUUAGAGCCGAAACACAUGAAGCCAUCGUAUAUGAAAUUCUUAGACCGAGUGACUGGUAAUCGUUUACAUCAAUUGAAUCGUAUGGUUCUCGAUGUCUUUGGAACCGAUGCUUCAGCCGGUUAUGAGACUUAUAUUCCUGACUUUGAUCUCAAAUAUACUACAAAACGAUUUCAAGAAUCAGUUUUAUUAUGGCUUUUAUAG